This is a messenger RNA of Amblyraja radiata (thorny skate), 1475 nucleotides long. RefSeq names its product NIP7 nucleolar pre-rRNA processing protein (gene nip7). Gene Ontology annotation, cellular component: nucleus. NCBI's taxonomy places the organism in Eukaryota, Metazoa, Chordata, Chondrichthyes, Rajiformes, Rajidae. The record is from RefSeq and is a predicted model, not a curated record. Gene Ontology annotation, molecular function: RNA binding. Gene Ontology annotation, biological process: ribosome assembly. The transcript is spliced from 5 exons. The coding region runs from base 62 to 616 and encodes 184 amino acids.
GGACCGGUUGCCCGGGUGACGGCGGGCUCGGGUUCCGGUUCCGGGGCGCGGAGCGCAGCGCAUGUGGUGGGAGAUGCGGCCACUGACGGACGAGGAGACGCGGCUGUUGUUCGAGAAACUGGCCAAAUAUAUUGGACAGAAUAUUAAGUUACUAGUGGAUCGACCCGAUGGAACCUAUUGCUUCCGCUUGCACAACAAUCGUGUUUAUUAUGUAAGCGAGAAAAUCCUAAAAUUGGCAACAAAUAUUGCUCGAGACAAACUUGUUUCACUUGGAACCUGCUUUGGGAAAUUCACCAAAACAUUAAAAUUCCGUCUUCACAUUACUGCACUUGACUACUUGGCUCCUUAUGCUAAGUACAAAGUGUGGGUGAAACCUGGAACAGAACAAUCUUUCUUGUAUGGAAACCAUAUACUGAAAUCUGGUUUGGGUCGAAUUACAGAAAAUACAGCCCAAUACCAGGGUGUUGUUGUAUACUCCAUGGCUGAUAUUCCCUUGGGUUUUGGUGUUGCUGCAAAAUCGACUCAGGAUUGUCGGAAGGUCGACCCUAUGGCAAUCGUUGUGUUUCAUCAGGCUGAUAUUGGUGAAUAUAUUCGACAUGAAGACUCGUUGACAUAAUUCAUCACAAAGACUAUUUUAACCUCAAAUCAAGAUUAUGAACUAGCCUUAGUCAUUCUUUCGGCAUUCUCUGCAAAAAUGCGUGGGUUCUGAUAGAUUAAGAUUCAAUUUGCGUUCAUAAUCAAUAUCAAUUUGCAGGUGUAUUGACAUUAAGUGGUAUAUCUUGUAAAACUAACAAGUUGUUCUUGAGAACUAUUAAAAGGUUGUAAAUAAGCACACAAAUAUUACUGGUAAUUAAGGUUUUUGGUUUUUUUGUUCGAUUUUAAAUUGAAUGUGUCAGCUCAUUGGAUCAUUUGACAAAACUUUGAUGUUUAAGAAGGAACUGCAGAUGCUGGAAAAUCGAAGGUUGACAAAUUGCUGGAGAAACUCAGCGGGUGCAGCAGCAUCUAGGGAGCAAAGGAAACAGGCAACGUUUCGGGCCGAAACGUUGCCUAUUUCCUUCGCUCCAUAGAUGCUGCCGCACCUGCUGAGUUUCUCCAGCACAUUUGACAAAACUUUGACCCUUGUGCUCCAAAAUCAUCUCUUUAAUAUAAUGUUUUCAAUUGUCAUCAAUUAUGUUUAACAGAUGAAAGAAAAUCUAGUUUAGAAGGGGCACUAGAUUUUAAUUACCAAUUUUAAUCAUCACUUCUGAUGAGCUUCACUGAGAAACAGAAUAUGAAAACUUACCCAUUGUAUUUUAUCUGGAGAUAAUGGAUCAUUGUGAAAAUACCUGAUUAUUGCCGUCUGUAUCUGGUUUUGCUUUGAGUAACUCCACUUCUGCCUUGGAUUGAAGGCUAUUCGGGAUGGACAAUAUAUACCAGUGUUGCUAUUGACCUCUGUAUCCUGUAAACAAAUAAACUUUAUAUAAAUGUUACGUUUA